Molecule: messenger RNA, 738 nt
Organism: Melampsora larici-populina 98AG31
Lineage: Eukaryota; Fungi; Basidiomycota; Pucciniomycetes; Pucciniales; Melampsoraceae
Exons: 2
Coding region: 1-738 (245 amino acids)
Source: RefSeq, a predicted model, not a curated record
AUGCGGCUCACUGGAAAGACUAUGAAGGAUCGCUUGAUUCGCUACAGACGACAAUACUCUUGUACAAAGACUUGGCUAGGUGGCACUGGUGCAGGUUUAAGUGAAGCAGAACGUCUCCGAGGUCAACCAUCCACUUCACGGCAACCAUUCAAUCCAUCUGUCAAUUUUGAUCAUUAUCAAAACGCAAACCAUGCACUAUUAGCUACCAACGAUUAUGAGAGACAUCAGUCAGAGCUAGCUAUCCAGAGAUUCACUCAAUCUUACGCAGACUUUGCACAAGGAUCGCAGCCGACUAUCCCAUAUUCAUGGGAUGACCCUUUUUUUCACCCAAAUAAAGAACAAUCAGCCGAAAUAUGGAAGCAACUGGCUGAGACCGACAGAAGACAAGAAGAAGACUUAAACAACAGAUUUGUUCAAAGCCCGAUCAAGGAUUUGUAUAUUCCACCUCUGCCACCCGCAAUCAUUCCUCCUAACUAUAACAACCGCAUGGUUACAGCAAACUUCUCGCCUAUUCUCUCUCCAACUGACAAUCAUCAAAGAAAUCCUGGGGAACUCGAUGACCUGUGCUUGAAUUUCAACGAUGAAGGAGCACAAGAUGAUGAGGCUCUUGAAAAUGAAAACGAACAAAUUGAAGAAGAAAUGGAACAGAUUCAGAACACGCAACAAACUCAAAAUUCAUCCAAGAGUAAUCAAAAUUUGCCCAAGAAGAGGAGCCGAGCUAAGCAACCUUCUUUCUAA